AAAGAAUAUAUUUUUGUGCAUAUAUCAUAUAUGUAUACAAGAAGCUUAAGAAAGAAAUGAAUGAAUGAUGAUGUUCACUUCUCACCUUCCCAAAACCUUUCCUUGAAUCCAACUCUACUCAAAGUCUCAAGACUCUCGAGCAUUCAUACCCUAUUUGCCCAUUCUGUUCUCCUCUGUAAUCUACUCAUCCACCCAACCACAAAAACAAUUCUUAAAAAAGGAAAAAAACACCCAACAAACUGUUCCAUACUUUGCAUCUUUUAUAACCCCCAAAACCAAUCUUUAUAUAUAAAUAUUGUCAAAAAUGACCGAAAUACUACAAUCCCCACCACAGUUAACUUCAUCUUCAAGCUCCACACGAUGUGUAGCAUCCUCAGACAAUGAUGGGUUUCACCAACAGACCCAUCUCAACCACAAUAACUUUAUUAGCAGCCCCAAUUCGUAUCCUGCAACUGUAUACAGGAGAGAUACAGAGGUGGAAGAAGAGGAACAACAAGAGAGUGUUGGAAGGGGUAGAGAGAGAAAGAGAAGAGAGAGAGAAGAGGGGAUCAGUUGUCUGUUUUGGCAGUUUUGGUGACUGUGUUUAGGAAAUCUUUGGUUGCUUGCAGGAGUGAGAGAGUUGAGGAGUUCUAUCCUUCAAUGGAGAUUGGGUUGCCUACAAAUGUCAGACAUGUUGCCCAUGUCACCUUUGAUCGAUUCAAUGGAUUUCUUGGUCUACCUGUUGAGUUUGAACCUGAAGUUCCCAGGAGGCCUCCCAGUGCCAGUACAAGUGUUUUUGGAGUUUCAACAGAGUCUAUGCAGCUUUCAUUUGACUCCAGAGGGAACAGUGUACCUACAAUACUUCUGAUGAUGCAAAGGCGCCUGUAUGCACAAGGGGGCCUGCAGGCAGAAGGAAUUUUCCGAAUUAAUCCUGAGAAUAGCCAAGAAGAGUAUGUCAGGGAACAAUUAAAUAGGGGAGUGAUACCUGAUGACAUUGAUGUGCACUGUUUAUCAGGUCUCAUAAAGGCUUGGUUUAGAGAACUACCAAGUGGGGUGUUGGACUCUCUUUCACCAGAGCAGGUCAUGCAGGCCCAAUCAGAAGAGGAGUGUGCUCGGCUUGUGAGAAUCCUCCCCCCAACAGAAGCUGCUCUGAUGGACUGGGCAAUAAACCUGAUGGCUGAUGUUGCUCAACUGGAGCAUCUAAACAAAAUGAACGCACGCAAUAUAGCUAUGGUGUUUGCACCAAACAUGACUCAGAUGGACGAUCCUUUGACUGCGUUGAUGUAUGCUGUCCAAGUGAUGAAUUUUCUCAAGACACUUAUUGUCAAGACAUUAAGAGAAAGAGAAGACUCCAUACUAGAACCAGGUCCAGCACCCCACUUAGAGCCUUCUGAUGAAAAUGGACAGCAUAGCUCUUUGCAACCGCUAACUGAAGAGGCCAAUGAGGCAACUGAUCAAGAGGAUCAACCUUUUGUUGCCAAAGAACCGCUCUCAGAAAGCCCUGCCCACCCUGGUCAGGGGGACUCCAGAAGAGACUCCAAAGCUCAUGGUUUUCUCACUUCUAUUGAGAAUAUCAUUUCUGAUGAAAAGUGGCAUCUGGUUGACAAUUUCUCUAGUGAAGUUCCAAAUGAGGUUGAUCCAAUGAAGGACGGGCUUGAAGAGGGUGCUAAUGUGAGAAGUGGAAGGGUUAAGUCGAAAAAUCGUAAGACCAAAACUGGCCAGUCAAGUAACUCCAAUCAUAAGAAAGGAUCCAGAAAAAAUAAUGAGCAGCCUGUUGUUCGCGUAUCUGGGCAUGUAGAAAAGAGCAAGGAAACCAGCAUUCUUAGUCGAUUAAAUUCAAGAACAGAACGGGUUGAAGCCUGGCGGUGAAUGGCAUUGGACUCUGUUCUGGGAGGGAUU
Messenger RNA from Ilex paraguariensis (yerba mate), 1878 nucleotides. The record is from the annotation of a GenBank genome assembly. Lineage: Eukaryota; Viridiplantae; Streptophyta; Magnoliopsida; Aquifoliales; Aquifoliaceae.